Messenger RNA from Maniola jurtina (meadow brown), 1218 nucleotides. RefSeq names its product cytoplasmic tRNA 2-thiolation protein 2 (gene Ctu2). Gene Ontology annotation, molecular function: sulfurtransferase activity; tRNA binding. Bases 49 to 1170 code for a protein of 373 amino acids. The transcript is spliced from 5 exons. NCBI's taxonomy places the organism in Eukaryota, Metazoa, Arthropoda, Insecta, Lepidoptera, Nymphalidae. The record is from RefSeq and is a predicted model, not a curated record. Gene Ontology annotation, biological process: tRNA wobble position uridine thiolation. Gene Ontology annotation, cellular component: cytosol.
AUAAGAUUUUGUAUUAAAAGGAAGUUUCAGUUGUAAAAUUAUAAAAUUAUGAUUUGUAGAAAAUGUGAUGCGUCGGCGACUAUACUUAUAAGGAAGGAAUACUGGUAUUGUAAUACCUGCUUUAUAACUAACACAAAUCAUAAGUUUCGAGCAUGCCUUGGUAAAAGUAAAACAAUAUCAUCAAACGAAAAAGUGUUGAUCUGCUUAUCAGGUGGCGCAGAAUCUACCGUAUUACUGGACUUAGUCCACUGCGGUUUUACCUUAAAUGGCACCAAAAAAUUAAGGAUUAUUCCAUUUUUUUUGCAUAUAAUUGAAACCACUACAGAGGACAGCAUCAAGAAAGCUAAUCUCAUUAUCGAACAAUGUAAACAGUAUAAUUUUAAUCUGUAUUUGAUUAAUAUAAAUGAAUAUUAUUCCACAAAUAAUAAUAUACUAUCAGACCCUAAUAUAAUUCCAAAGACGAAGUCAGACACCCUAAAUAAUAUAAGGUUGAAUGUUUCUCCUUCAAUUUAUCAUGAUUUAAUAAUAAAAAUAAAAAGACAAUUAUUUCUUAGAAUUGCUAAAGAAUUAGACUGUAAAACUGUUUUUACUGCUGAAACCACUACACAACUAGCAAAGAAGUUGUUGUGUAAUCUGGCACUUGGACGAGGGUCACAAGUAGAAAAUGAUAUUGGAUUUGCUGAUCUAAGAGAAAAAUCUGUCAGAAUACUAAGACCUAUGAAAGAUAUAAUGAAUGAGGAAAUUGAUUACUUUGUAAAAGUCAAACAACUGAGUCCUGUUUAUGACUAUUCUAAUACAGAAAUUGGUCUACAGUCAGUGAUCAAUAACUUUGUUGUGGAUCUUCAAGACAAUUAUCCUUCUACUAUAUUUACUGUAUGUAAAACUGCUGAUAAAAUUGGAUCAAAUGAAAACACUAAUGAUGUGAAAAAUUGUACAUUAUGCCAGAGCAACAUUACAUUGGAAAGUGCCAACUUGACUGCAGUUGAUGCUACAAUAUUUUCUCGACAAAUGUGCUUCAAACAAGCUGAUGCACAUGAUGACAUUGAAGUUACACGGAAUAUAAGUGAAGAUAAAAAUCCUAUGUUUCCAAGUAUAUAUGAAACCUUAUGUUAUAGCUGCAGUAGAACUUAUUCAGAGUUAGAUAUUUGUGAAAUACCCCAUACUAAUUGAAGCGAUUUUAAAAAUAAAGAGUAGCUGAGUGCAGACAGAUUCAGUAUU